Messenger RNA from Lucilia sericata (common green bottle fly), 3586 nucleotides. RefSeq names its product DNA-directed RNA polymerase III subunit RPC2 (gene RpIII128). The coding region runs from base 118 to 3522 and encodes 1134 amino acids. Gene Ontology annotation, molecular function: DNA binding; ribonucleoside binding; DNA-directed RNA polymerase activity. Gene Ontology annotation, cellular component: RNA polymerase III complex. NCBI's taxonomy places the organism in Eukaryota, Metazoa, Arthropoda, Insecta, Diptera, Calliphoridae. Gene Ontology annotation, biological process: DNA-templated transcription. The transcript is spliced from 2 exons. The record is from RefSeq and is a predicted model, not a curated record.
AGUACUACAAUAUCCAUCCCUGCGUGUUCCGAGUCGCUCGCACAUUUGAAAAUGUUGCUUCAACAAAUUUAGUAGUGUGGAAAUUUAAUAAGGUAUUAUAAAUAAUAAGCCAGUGGAAUGGAGAACAAUACAAAGUCAGACAAAUCAUGGAAAGGUGAUCCCAAAGACUGGGCCAAGGCAAUUAAACCGUUGGAUGAAAAAUGGAAGCUGGUUCCAGCUUUUCUGCAGGUUAAAGGUUUAGUGAAACAACACAUUGAUUCGUUCAAUCAUUUUGUUAAUGUGGAUAUUAAGAAAAUUGUGCAGGCAAAUGAGACGGUUGUUAGUGAUGCCGAUCCAAUGUUCUACUUGAAAUAUUUGGACGUACGUGUAGGUACACCUGAUAUAGAAGAUGGGUUCAAUAUAACGAAACCAACAACGCCACAUGAGUGUCGACUUCGAGACACAACCUACUCGGCUCCCAUAACUGUAGACAUUGAAUAUACUCGUGGAGCACAACGAAUUGUUAGAAAUAAUUUAUUGAUUGGAAGAAUGCCGGUCAUGCUGCGAUCGUCGAACUGUGUUUUGUCGGGAAAGUCAGAGUUUGAGUUGGCCAAGUUGAACGAAUGUCCCUUAGAUCCCGGUGGUUAUUUUGUUGUUCGAGGUCAAGAAAAAGUCAUUUUAAUUCAGGAACAAUUAUCGUGGAAUAAAAUGAUUACAGAGGAAUUUAACGGUACGGUACAGUGUCAGGUAACUUCGUCCACACAUGAAAAGAAAUCGCGAACUUUGGUUUUAAGUAAACAUGGUAAAUACUACUUAAAACACAACUCCAUGGUUGAUGACAUACCGAUCGUCGUAAUAUUUAAAGCUAUGGGAGUGGUAUCUGACUUGGAAAUAAUGUCGUUAAUCGGCACAAGUACCGAAACUCAAAACCGUUUUGCACCCUCACUUUUAGAAGCUUUUAAUUUAAAGAUAUUCACCCAACAAAGAGCUUUAGAGUAUAUGGGCUCAAAGUUGAUGGUGAAACGAUUUCAAACGGCUGCCUCCAAAACGCCAGCGGAUGAGGCCAGAGAAUUAUUGACUACUACGAUAUUAGCCCAUGUCCCAGUUGACAAUUUCAACUUUCAAAUUAAAUCGAUUUAUGUUUCGCUCAUGAUAAGACGUGUAAUGGCUGCCGAACUUGAUAGCUCAGCCGUCGAUGACAGAGAUUAUUACGGCAACAAGCGACUAGAACUGGCCGGAUCUCUAAUUUCUUUGAUGUUUGAAGAUCUUUUCAAGCGCAUGAACUGGGAGUUGAAAAUGAUUGCGGACAAAAAUAUACCAAAAGUUAAAGCGGCUCAAUUUGAUGUUGUAAAACACAUCAGGGCAGCUCAAAUCACAGUGGGCCUUGAGUCUGCUAUUUCCUCCGGCAACUGGACAAUCAAACGUUUCAAAAUGGAAAGAGCUGGAGUAACACAGGUCUUAUCAAGACUUAGCUAUAUUUCUGCCCUCGGAAUGAUGACUAGAGUAAAUUCACAAUUUGAAAAAACAAGAAAGGUAUCUGGUCCUCGUUCACUGCAGCCCAGUCAAUGGGGUAUGCUUUGUCCCUCAGAUACUCCUGAGGGUGAGGCUUGUGGUUUAGUGAAAAAUUUGGCAUUAAUGACUCACAUCACUACGGAAGUCGAAGAAGAACCCGUAGUACGGCUGGCUUUUAACGCUGGUGUAGAAGACAUUCGUCUUGUAGGAGGAGAUGCAAUUAACAAUUCUAAGGUAUUUCUUGUCUUUAUUAAUGGUAACAUUUUGGGAUUAACCAUAAGUUACAAACGUCUGGUCGAAGUUUUUCGUAUGAUGCGUCGCAAAGGUCGACUUGGUCCAUUCGUAUCAAUUCACACAUCUCACACUCAACGUUGUGUCUAUAUCCAUACCGACGGUGGUCGUCUAUGUCGACCUUAUAUUAUUGUACGAAGGGGUCUACCAGCUGUUAAGCAACACCACAUUGAGGAGCUUAAGAGGGGCAUACGAAAAUUUGAAGACUUUCUGCACGACGGCUUAGUCGAAUAUCUUGAUGUGAACGAAGAAAACGAUUCCUUUAUUGCAUGGAAUGAAAACGGUAUAGACCCAGACACCACAACACACUUAGAAAUUGAACCAUUUACGCUUCUAGGCGUAUGUGCCGGUUUAGUUCCUUAUCCACAUCAUAACCAAAGUCCCCGUAAUACCUAUCAAUGUGCUAUGGGAAAGCAGGCUAUGGGAGUUAUUGGAUACAAUCAGAAGAAUAGAAUUGAUACAUUGAUGUACAAUUUGGUAUAUCCGCAAGCGCCGAUGGUUAAAUCGAAAACCAUAGAGCUAACAGGAUUCGACAAAUUGCCAGCAGGACAGAACGCGACUGUAGCUGUAAUGAGCUAUUCCGGUUAUGAUAUCGAAGAUGCAUUGAUUUUAAACAAGGCAUCUAUAGAUCGUGGAUAUGGACGUUGUCUUAUAUACAAGAAUUCAAAAUGUACCGUCAAACGGUAUGCUAACCAAACAUACGAUCGCAUUAUGGGACCUAUGAAAGAUGCUCUAACCAAUAAAGUGAUAUUUAAACACGAUGCUUUAGACACAGAUGGUAUUGUGGCACCUGGGGAAAUGGUAGUAAAUAAGCAAAUUCUGAUAAACAAGGAAAUGCCGGCUGUCACUUCCAUAAAUCCAAUUGAACAAACAGGUCAAGCAUCUCAGAUAUCAUACACUGCCGUUCCAAUAUCAUAUAAAGGUCCUGAACCCAGUUAUAUUGAGAAAGUUAUGGUUUCUGCUAAUGGCGAGGAAGACUUUCUCAUCAAAAUUCUACUGCGACAAACAAGAAGACCAGAAAUUGGCGACAAAUUCAGUUCUCGUCAUGGUCAAAAAGGUGUUACCGGUCUUAUAGUUGAUCAGGAAGAUUUGCCAUUUAAUGAUUUCGGUAUAUGUCCUGACAUGAUUAUGAAUCCUCAUGGCUUCCCCUCUCGCAUGACAGUUGGCAAAUCGUUGGAGCUAUUAGGAGGAAAAGCCGGUCUGUUGGAGGGAAAAUUUCACUAUGGUACGGCAUUCGGUGGCUCAAAGUGUAAAGAUAUUCAGGACGAACUUUUUAAGCAUGGCUUUAAUUAUAUGGGUAAAGACUAUUUUUACUCCGGUAUAACAGGUGAAAGUCUUGAAGCUUACAUAUACUCUGGUCCUGUUUACUAUCAGAAACUUAAGCACAUGGUGCAAGAUAAAAUGCAUGCUCGAGCUCGAGGACCUAAAGCCGUGCUGACGCGACAGCCCACACAGGGAAGAAGUCGCGAGGGUGGUUUACGUUUAGGUGAAAUGGAACGUGAUUGUCUGAUAUCAUAUGGAGCCAGCAUGUUGAUCAUGGAACGCCUAAUGAUUUCAUCUGAUGCCUUUGAUGUUGAUGUAUGUAAAACUUGUGGCCGUUUGGCAUAUUGUUCAUGGUGUCAUUAUUGUCAAUCGUCGGCCAAUGUUUCCAAAAUAUCUAUGCCCUAUGCAUGUAAAUUACUCUUUCAAGAACUGACAAGUAUGAAUGUUGUUCCAAAACUAAAGCUACAAAAUUAUUAAGAUUUUGUAAUGAUGUAAAUUAUAAUAAAAUAACAAAAACAAUUUUAAUUGACAAUUAAUUUAG